Molecule: messenger RNA, 1641 nt
Organism: Plasmopara halstedii
Lineage: Eukaryota; Oomycota; Peronosporomycetes; Peronosporales; Peronosporaceae
Exons: 4
Coding region: 1-1641 (546 amino acids)
Molecular function (GO): phosphatidate phosphatase activity
Source: RefSeq, a predicted model, not a curated record
AUGUGCUGGAUCAAAAAGCUCAGUCGACUCACUUCUUUCAGCUCUGCAAACGGACGUCAGCAACAGAAGGUUGUGCGCCUUCGCAGUCGACGCAUCACCCCUCCAUGCUUUCAUGCAAUACCCCUUUCAUUAUUACGUGCGCAGUUGCCGUUGCUACGCGAGGUGUCCACAUGGGCUCUGGCGGCUGAUGGGUUGCAGCAAAAGCUGAAGGGUCUUAAACAACGCACAAUCUGGCGUUAUAAGACUCUCAAAAAUACGAAUACUGCCAUUGUAUUCUGUGACGAGAAGGAAAAGGAAGUGCACUUGAAGCCCCGUAAUCGGCGGCAAGACGAUCCACUGGCCUGCCACAAUGUGCUGGCGGCAGCAUCAGCGGCCAGUCUUAAUGGGAUAUUAGGUGCUACAUCGCCUGAAGAUUCGAACCAAUUUUGCAGGACAAUGAUUGGCUUCAUGCUGCACUCAUGUACACCGUUUGUGCGAGCGAAAGUCCUGGACGUUGUCACAAGACAACGAUUGAAGGAAAUUACUAUUGCCAACCGGGCUCUGAUCAUUCGUGCCAUUCAACAAUGUUUGCUGUCAACUUUGAUUCGUGACAAAGCCGUUUUGCACACAGCGGCUAAAAAUGUCGUCUGCGGCACUUAUGGACUCGAGCUUUCGGUUUUAAAAGAAAAGAUUCACGCAGACGAAUGGUUAGUUAUUGAUAACGUUGAUCAUACGCCCUUCAAAGACAGCGGAGCAUCGGAAAAUGACACAUUUUAUCGAAAGACGCGCGCGAAGGAAGAACUUCUACAUACAGGAGAUCUUAUUCAGUUGAUAUUCGAGAACAAGAAUAUAACAGAAGUUGUUACCAUGAUGCAGCAUAUCGCACUGGAGAGUCUCAAAGUAAAGACACAGCAGCCCAACCUUGUAAAAGUAGUGAGUGAUAUUGACGACACGCUUUUUCCUGGUUGGAUUGACAAGCGUUACCCUCUUCACGUUCCAUACCCCGGUGUAUCAAAAUUAUUCGCGCGGCUUUCGCGAGGACUGGCACUAGACCCAAAAGGUGGUGGUGUGCGGCCCACUAUUACUUUCCUUACGGCACGACCUCGUGGGUGGCUCAGUGUCGGUCGUUACUUGACACUGCAACACUUAAAGAAAUUGGGCUUGCCAAAUGUCACUGUACUAAAUGGAUCAGUAAAAGGCCUUGUGAGUAACAAGAAAAUAGCUAAUCUGAAGCUGGACAACUUUUUUCGCUUCGCAGCUCUCUUUCCAGAGUUCAAAUUUGUUUUUUUUGGUGACUCGGGCCAAGGAGAUGCAUUACUUGCUUCACAACUGCUUAAACACUGCUCAGAACAAGUUCUUGCUACUUUUGUUCACAACGUGAAUCCAAUUUUUGCUCGAACGGGUGACGGCGGCUUAAAGCGAGACUACACUGCCAACGGCGUCGAUUUUUUCGAGACGUUUGCAGGAGCUGCAUUAGCUGCACAUAAGAAAGGGUUACUUUUAGCUGAGGACGUAUUGGCAGUUGCUGAUGCCUCGAAAAAGGAAUUAGAUGCCGUUCUUUUUUGUGGGCCUGAGGCUGCAACGAUGAAGGCUAACCGGUACCGCGAGCUGCUGCAAGACCUAGACUUCAUCGAUAUGUACAUGAAUGUCAAAAAAGCGUGA